UUAAAGGAAGUGAAAUAUUUUCAUUUCCUCUUCCAAAAGAAGACUGGACGCAGGAUUAACAACACAAUUUAUCUGGACUCUGGGUGAGGUCGUUCUGCUAUGAGGUUGACUGUGCUUUUCUUGGGGGCUUUGCUGGGGCCACUAGCAGCCCAGGAGACAGAGAAUGACUGUCCUCACAAGAAAUCAGCUACUCUGCUACCAUCCUUCACGGUGACACCUACAGCUACGGGAAGCACAAGCAGCCCUGGGACAACCAUCCACAGCACUACCAAGAGACACAGAACCACCACCAGCCAUGAACCCACAACUGCUACUCAUACCACCAACCAUGAACCCACAACUGCUACUCACACCACCAGCCAUGAACCCACAACUGCUACUCACACCACCAGCCAUGAGCCCACAACUGCUACUCACAAUCCUGCUACCACCACCAGUCAUGGAAAUACCACAGUUCAUCCAACAACAGAUAACAGCACUGCCACCAGCUCAGGAUUCAGUACCAGUUCUCCCCACCCAGGACCACCACCACCCUCUCCAAGUCCCAGCCCAGGCUCCAAGGAGGCUAUAGGAGACUACCUGUGGACUAAUGGUUCCCAGCCCUGUGUCCGACUCCAAGCCCAGAUUAAGUUUCGAAUUCUGUAUCCAAUUCAGGGUGGAGGAGAGAUGUGGGGUGUGUCUGUACUGAAUCCCAACAAAACCAAGGCCCAAGGGGCCUGUGAAGGCAUCCACCCUCAAUUACUUCUCUCAUUUCCCUAUGGACAACUCAGCUUUGGAUUCAAGCAGGAGCCACUGCCGGGCGUUGUCUACAUGAACUAUAUGGAUGUGGAGUACAACGUGUCCUUCCCCCAGGCAGCACGCUGGAGGUUUUCAGUUCAUAAUGUAUCCCUUCAAGAACUCCAAGCUCCGCUGGGUCACAGCUUCAGUUGUAGAAAUGCAACCAUCACUCUUUCACCAACUUUUCAUCUCGACCUGCUCUACCUGAAGCUACAAGCUGCUGAGCUGCCCCCCACUGGGAGCUUUGGGCCAAGUUUCUCUUGUCCUGGUGACCGUUCCAUCUGGCUGCCUCUCAUCAUCGGCCUGAUCCUCCUUGGCCUCCUCACCCUGGUGCUUGUGACCUUCUGUAUCGUACAGAGACGCCCACCCACUUACCAGCCCCUCUGAGCAUGGGCUGCAACAACCAGGGCAACAGAGGGUGUCCUUACUUUUCAACACUUCAAUAGACUGAUGGUUAUCUUCCUUCUCUGUCUUUAAGCACAAAAGUAGAGAUAAUGUAAUAAGGAGGGAUGGGGGGAUUUUCACUAUAAAUAUUAGAACCUCCCACCCCCACUGGAGAGUAGCAAAACCUACUGAAGCCUUUGUCCUUGGCUUUUUAUAUCUUUCCUUCCUACUGGGAAUAAAAGCUGAAAGUUUACUGUUA
Molecule: messenger RNA, 1420 nt
Organism: Erinaceus europaeus (western European hedgehog)
Lineage: Eukaryota; Metazoa; Chordata; Mammalia; Eulipotyphla; Erinaceidae
Gene: CD68
Product: CD68 molecule
Exons: 6
Coding region: 100-1164 (354 amino acids)
Cellular component (GO): membrane
Source: RefSeq, a predicted model, not a curated record